Messenger RNA from Sardina pilchardus (European sardine), 1620 nucleotides. It is a transcript of the gene tp53i3, whose product is annotated as tumor protein p53 inducible protein 3. The coding region runs from base 158 to 1216 and encodes 352 amino acids. Gene Ontology annotation, molecular function: quinone reductase (NADPH) activity; NADPH binding; quinone binding. Lineage: Eukaryota; Metazoa; Chordata; Actinopteri; Clupeiformes; Clupeidae. The record is from RefSeq and is a predicted model, not a curated record. The transcript is spliced from 7 exons.
ACCAAAUCGACUUCCAGGAAAUAUAAGUGUCUCUGACUGAAUUCUGAGUUCCAAGUACCGUUUUAAUGUGUGUGGAGAAUAUUUUGCCCCUCGUCCACUUUUACGGUUAAUGACAUACAGGUCUCCAAUAAAAUUCAAGGAAACCGGUUAACUCAAAAUGUUGGAGCAGCCAGAAUCUGCUGUUGGAGAAGACGUCAUGUUGGCAGUAUGUGUUGAUGAUCCAGGAGGUCCUGAGAAGCUGUAUGUGGGCAAUGUUCCCAGGCCUCAGCUCAAAGCAGGAGAGAUCCUCAUUAAGGUCCAUGCCACUGCUCUGAACAGGGCUGACCUACUGCAGAGAAGAGGACUUUACCCAGCCCCGUCUGGUGAAAGCAAGAUCCUGGGCCUGGAGGCAGCAGGGACGGUGGCUGCCCUGGGUUCAGGGGUCGGAGGACAAUGGGUUCCAGGGCAGCGAGUCAUGGCCCUGCUCUCUGGGGGUGGAUACGCCGAGUUUGUCUCUGUACCAGAAGAGUUGGUUAUGCCAGUUCCUGCUCAUUUGACCAUUACCCAAGCCGCUGCUCUCCCCGAGGCCUGGCUAACGGCCUUUCAGCUGCUUCAUCUCAUAGCUAAAGUGCAGCCAGGAGAGACGGUGCUUGUGCACGCUGGAGCCAGUGGGGUUGGCACUGCUGCCAUUCAGCUGCUUCGCUUGACUCAGGCCAUUCCAGUAGUAACCGCAGGGACCGCAGAGAAACUUAAGAUGACUAAAAAUCUUGGAGCAGCUGCUGCGUUUAACUACAAAGAUGAGGAUUUCUCUGAGAGGGUCAUGGAGUUCACCAAAGGCCGAGGUGCAGAUGUUAUUCUGGACUGUGUGGGUGGCUCGUGCUGGAAUAAAAAUGUACAGUGUCUGGCUAUGGAUGGGCGAUGGGUCCUCUAUGGCGCCAUGGGAGGCAAGCAUGUAGAGGGAGAUCUGCUGGGUAAACUCCUGUCCAAACGGGGUCAUCUGCUUUGCAGCCUUCUCCGGUCGCGCAGUCUACAGUAUAAAGCUGAGCUGGUAAAGGCCUUUUCAGAGAGAGCUCUGCAUAAUUUUGAGGCACUAAACUCAUCUGUGACUCUAAGGCCAGUCAUCGACAGUGUGUUCAGCAUGCAGGACAUUGCUGCAGCACAUCAGCACAUGGAGGCCAACAAGAACACCGGAAAAAUAAUCAUCAGGGUGAUAGAGUCUAUGUCAGAGGAACUAUAACCCAUCUACCCAGUUUUGCUGCCACAAACAUAUGCAUCACUCAUCACAAUUCUGCCACUGUUAUGCAGAUCAAUCACAUGUAAUAACAAGUGUUAAAUCCAAAUGGUUUGCAUACCAAAAAUAAGAACCAUUAGAUUAAAAUGUAAGCAUUCCUCAUCAAGCUGUUCUGAAUCUCGUAUGAUCCGAAUCUAUACAUGACUGAAAUGAGAGGGGAGGUUUGGUUCUCAAGAGUUAUUUCAUUUGUGAACAAUUAAUUAAUCAGAGGUUGUAAUACACAGUGUUCAGUGUGUUUAUUUAAAAAUGUUGCCAUUUUUAGGGGCCAAGCAGCAAAGGCACCUAUUGUGUUUCUUAGUGUUCUUAUUAUAAUUCUGACAUGGAAGUCAAUGGCAGCCCAUAGAACCGAC